Molecule: messenger RNA, 517 nt
Organism: Dimorphilus gyrociliatus
Lineage: Eukaryota; Metazoa; Annelida; Polychaeta; Dinophilidae
Source: the annotation of a GenBank genome assembly
CAUGUGUGCCCAGGGCUACGAACAGUCGAAUUCAUUAAAGCAGCCCUGCGUAAGGAAGCGAAACGUCGAAAAGUGCAAGAAAUGUCGAAGGGACAGCAGAAAAUUAACAAGGGAAAAGUAUUGUAAGAAUGACUAUGCUUUAUUCGUUGAAGUUCAAGACAGUUAUAAGCUAAGACAAGGAAACCAAAUAUGGAUGUGUCAUAAAAUCUAUGUUCAUAUGCGUUAUAAAACACCGUCACUAUUCAGUACUGUUGAAAAGGACGAUACGACAAAUGUUUGCAUACGCUUGAAGAAGAAUUCUUGCAUUUGUCCUAAGUUAAAAAAAGGCAAACCGUACUUUAUCUUGGCAAAGCAAAUGAGAAGUAAGAGAAGAAGAAGAAAUGAACGUUGGAAGGCAAGCGUUAGAAGUAGUUUAAGAUUGGAUCGUAGCAGUGUCGUAAUGAAAUGGAGGGGAACUUACAAAAUGGAAAGAAAAAUAGAAAAAUAUCAACAUCUAAAUAGAAUUGGGAUGUGUUAA